AUGGUGAUCUCGAGGUUCCGCCCGCCAGAGGAGGGCCUGCCCGACUACUCCGGGCUGCUGGCGAGCGUCGUCCAGACCAUCACGGAUGCCGCACGGCGGCCGCGCCAGGUCGCGACGUUCUCGACGGGCUGUUUCUGGGAGUCGCAGAAGCUGUUCGACAGGGUGAGCGGGGUCCUCAGCACCACGGUCGGCUACGCUGGCGGUAACACGCUGAGCAAGCCGACGCACGAGAGCGUGCAACUUGGGGACGGGCACUCCGAAGCAAUCCGCGUAGAAUUCGACCCUGAGCUGAUCACCUACGACGAGCUCCUCACUCACUUUGACCGCAUUCGCGAGCGCACGCCAGCGCCAGUGGGCUUGGCGUUUGCUGGGGGGGAAGCUGUGCAGGCUGGGACCAAGACGCAGCACCACUCGGCAGUCUGGUACCACGACGAGGAGCAGAAGAAGGCCCUGCAGGCACGCGCCAGACGAGGCGCCCCGGAGGUCCACGCCGCGCGCAUGGAGACCUGGCACGACGCGGAGAGACACCACCAGAAGUUCCACCAGAAGGGCUGCAGCGUGCAGUGA
Messenger RNA from Prorocentrum cordatum, 567 nucleotides. NCBI's taxonomy places the organism in Eukaryota, Dinophyceae, Prorocentrales, Prorocentraceae. The record is from the annotation of a GenBank genome assembly.